UAAAAAUCUCCUGCUGUGAGUUACAUGUUUAUUCUUCUGGUUGGAUUCCUGGUUGAAGCUGCUGAUAUAUUUCACCUUCACUCAUCGGCUUCAUUCAGAUGAUUUUCAGCAUCUAAAGGUGAAGGUAGAAUGACUCUGUGACAGGAUGUGGAUCUGAAUUCACCUGCUGUUUCUCUGCUAUGGAUCAGUGUGAGGACAGAGAGGAGGGAGUCCCUCCCUCUAAAAGCUCUCUGUGUGGGGAACAUGACAGCCAGACCAAAGCUCAGAGGAUGCAGCAGCAGAGAGCAGACUCUCCUGAACCCAGCUGUGUGUCCAUGAAGAGUGACUGGUCUAUGGAUCGUCCUAUUGACAUUAAAGAUGGACAACCUGCUGAUGGAAGUAUCAGGAUGCAGCAGCAGAGAGCAGACUCUCCUGAACCCAGCUGUGUGUCCAUGAAGAGUGACUGGUCUAUGGAUAAGCCUAUUAAAUUUAAAGAUGGACAACCUGCUGAUGGAAGUAUCAGGAUGCAGCAGCAGAGAGCAGACUCUCCUGAACCCAGCUGUGUGUCCAUGAAGAGUGACCGGUCUAUGGAUCCUCCUAUUAAGUUUAAAGAUGGACAAACUGCUGAUGGAAGAGUUCAGCAGCAGAGCUCAGAGGUUCCCAGUGAUCAGUCUGCACAGCAGCAUCAAACACAGCUGGACUCCAUAUUUAUGCUGCUGGAGGAGAACAUCGUCACUUUUGUGACGAACGAGCUGAAGAGAGUCCAGAGGAGUCUGAGCCAAAGUUACCCAGAAUGCUUAGAGAGUCAGAAUGAGGAUGAGGAGGUGUUGGACGGUGAGGAGGAAGAGCAGAGGAGGAGCAGCAGAGACGCAUUUCUGAAGAUCACAGUGCACUUCCUGAGGAGAAUGAAGCAGGAGGAGCUGGCUGGGCGUCUCCAGAGCAGAACUGGUGCUGCAAAGUGUCGACGUAAACUCAAGUCUAACCUGGAGAAGAAGUUCCAGUGUCUGUUUGAGGGGAUCGCUAAAGCAGGAAACCCAACCCUUCUGAAUCAGAUCUACACACCGCUCUACAUCACAGAGGGAGGGACUGCAGAGGUCAAUGAUGAACAUGAGGUCAGACAGAUUGAAACAGCAUCCAGGAAACCAGACAGACCAGAAACAACAAUCAGACAAGAAGACAUCUUUAAAGUUUCACCUGGAAGAGAUGAACCAAUCAGAACAGUGAUGACAAAGGGAGUGGCUGGCAUUGGGAAAACAGUCUUAACACAGAAGUUCACUCUGGACUGGGCUGAAGACAAAGCCAACCAGGACAUACACUUCACAUUUCCAUUCACUUUCAGAGAGCUGAAUGUGCUGAAAGAGAAAAAGUACAGCUUGGUGGAACUUGUUCAUCACUUCUUUACUGAAACCAAAGAAGCAGGAAUCUGCAGGUUUGAAGAGUUCCAGGUUGUGUUCAUCUUUGACGGUCUGGAUGAGUGUCGACUUCCUCUGGACUUCCACAACACUGAGAUCCUGACUGAUGUUACAGAGUCCACCUCAGUGGAUGUGCUGCUGACAAACCUCAUCAGGGGGAAACUGCUUCCCUCUGCUCGCCUCUGGAUAACCACACGACCUGCAGCAGCCAAUCAGAUCCCUCCUGAGUGUGUUGGCAUGGUGACAGAGGUCAGAGGGUUCACUGACCCACAGAAGGAGGAGUACUUCAGGAAGAGAUUCAGAGAUGAGGAGCAGGCCAGCACCAUCAUCUCCCACAUCAAGACAUCACGAAGCCUCCACAUCAUGUGCCACAUCCCAGUCUUCUGCUGGAUCACUGCUACAGUUCUGGAGGAUGUUUUGAAAAGCAGAGAGAGAGGAGAGCUGCCCAAGACCCUGACUGAGAUGUACAUCCACUUCCUGGUGGUUCAGUCCAAAAUGAAGAACAUCAAGUAUCAUGGAGGAGCUGAGACAGAUCCACACUGGAGUCCAGAGAACAGGAAGAUGAUUGAGCUUCUGGGAAAACUGGCUUUUGAGCAGCUGCAGAAAGGCAACCUGAUCUUCUAUGAAUCAGACCUGACAGAGUGUGGCAUCGAUAUCAGAGCAGCCUCAGUGUGCUCAGGAGUGUUCACACAGGUCUUUAAAGAGGAGAGAGGGCUGUACCAGGACAAGGUGUUCUGCUUCGUCCAUCUGAGUGUUCAGGAGUUUCUGGCUGCUCUUCAUGUCCAUCUGACAUUCAUCAAGUCUGGAGUCAAUCUGCUGGCAGAAGAACAAACAACAUCCUCAUCAUCAACACUUUUCUACCAGAGUGCUGUGGAUGAGGCCUUAAAGAGUCCAAAUGGACACCUGGACUUGUUCCUCCGCUUCCUCCUGGGUCUUUCACUGCAGACCAAUCAGACUCUCCUACAAGGUCUGCUGACACAGACCGGAAGUAGCUCACAGACCAAUCAGAAAACAGUCGAGUACAUUAAGAAGAAGAUCAGUGAGAAUGUGUCUGCAGAGAGAAGCAUCAAUCUGUUCCACUGUCUGAAUGAACUGAAUGAUCGUUCUCUAGUGGAGGAGAUCCAACAGUACCUGAGAUCAGGAAGUCUCUCUACAGAUAAACUGUCUCCUGCUCAGUGGUCAGCUCUGGGCUUCAUCUUACUGUCAUCAGAAAAAGAUCUGGAUGUGUUUGACCUGAAGAAAUACUCUGCUUCAGAGGAGGCUCUUCUGAGGCUGCUGCCAGUGGUCAAAGCCUCCAACAAAGCUCUGUUGAGUGGCUGUAACCUCUCAGAGAGAAGCUGUGCAGCUCUGUCCUCAGUUCUCAGCUCCCAGUCCUCUAGUCUGAGAGAUCUGGACCUGAGUAACAACAACCUGCAGGAUUCAGGAGUAAAGCUUGUUUCUGCUGGACUGGAGAGUCCACACUGUGGACUGGAAACCCUCAGUCUGUCAGGAUGUCUGAUCACAGAGGAAGGCUGUGCUUCUCUGGCCUCAGCUCUGAGCUCCAACCCCUCCCAUCUGAGAGAGCUGGACCUGAGCUACAAUCAUCCAGGAGACUCAGGAGAGACGCUUCUGUCUGCUGGACUGGAGGAUCCACACUGGAGACUGGACACUCUCAGGAUGGACCAUGGUGGACUGCAGAGACUGAAACCUGGUCUGAGGAAGUAUGCCUGUGAACUGGAACUGGAUCCAAACACAAUGAACAGAAAACUCAAACUGUCUGACAACAACAUGAAGGUGACACGUGUGGAGGAGGAUCAGUCAUAUCCUUAUCAUCCAGACAGAUUUGAUCACUGGUCUCAGCUGCUGUGUAGAAAUGUUCUGACUGGUCGAUGUUACUGGGAGGUCGAGUGUAGAGGAACAGUUGAUGUAUCAGUGACUUACAGAAGAAUCAGCAGGAGAGGAGGCAGUUAUGACUGUUUGUUUGGGAGGAAUGAUCAGUCCUGGAGACUGAGGUGCUCUGAUGAUGGUCGUUACUCUGUUUGGCACAAUAAGGGAGAAACACCCAUCUCCUCCUCCUCCUCCUCCUCCUCCUCAUCCUCCUCCUCCUCCUCCUCCUCUGUCUCUAACAGAGUAGCAGUGUAUGUGGACUGUCCUGCUGGCACUCUGUCCUUCUACAGAGUCUCCUCUGACACACUGAUCCACCUCCACACCUUCAACACCACAUUCACUCAACCUCUGUAUGCUGGGUUUGCAGUCUGGUCCAGGUCUGGUUCAGUGUCUCUAUGUCCUGUGUAGGAGGGAGAG
Molecule: messenger RNA, 3674 nt
Organism: Scomber scombrus (Atlantic mackerel)
Lineage: Eukaryota; Metazoa; Chordata; Actinopteri; Scombriformes; Scombridae
Product: NLR family CARD domain-containing protein 3-like
Exons: 13
Coding region: 180-3665 (1161 amino acids)
Molecular function (GO): protein binding
Source: RefSeq, a predicted model, not a curated record